Messenger RNA from Hemibagrus wyckioides, 1319 nucleotides. RefSeq names its product proteasome 20S subunit beta 5 (gene psmb5). Lineage: Eukaryota; Metazoa; Chordata; Actinopteri; Siluriformes; Bagridae. The record is from RefSeq and is a predicted model, not a curated record. The transcript is spliced from 3 exons. Gene Ontology annotation, molecular function: threonine-type endopeptidase activity. Bases 26 to 826 code for a protein of 266 amino acids. Gene Ontology annotation, cellular component: proteasome core complex.
CAAGGGAGAGUUGAUAUUUGUAAAGAUGGCGCUGGCUAAUGUGUUGAAGAGUGAGUGUGCGGAUUUUGAACAGCCUUUUUCAUUCGGCUGUGGAUUCAACGACACUGAUCUCGGUUUCGGUGAACCUUCAGGCGACCGUCUGAAUUUCUCCGUGAAGUCCUUUGAAGGAGAAGAAGAUGGAAUUGAGAGAAAAAUUGAGUUUCUUCACGGGACAACCACCUUAGCCUUCAAAUUUCAGCAUGGCGUCAUCGUAGCGGUGGACUCCCGAGCGACAGCUGGUUCGUACAUUGCAUCUCAGACAGUGAAGAAGGUCAUCGAGAUCAACCCCUACCUGCUGGGCACCAUGGCGGGUGGAGCCGCCGACUGCAGUUUCUGGGAGCGCCUUUUGGCAAGGCAGUGCCGCAUCUACGAGCUGCGCAACAAGGAGCGUAUUUCAGUAGCUGCCGCCUCCAAGCUGUUGGCUAACAUGGUGUACCAGUACAAAGGAAUGGGCCUGAGCAUGGGCACCAUGGUCUGUGGCUGGGACAAGAGGGGGCCAGGGCUCUACUACGUGGAUUCUGAAGGGAACCGGGUAUGCGGUGAUAUGUUUGCUGUAGGCUCAGGUUCGAUGUAUGCCUACGGAGUCCUCGACAGUGGCCAUCGGAAUGAUCUGACCAUCGAGGAGGCCUGCGAUCUUGGCCGGCGUGCCAUCUACCAAGCCACCUACCGUGAUGCCUACAGCGGCGGUCAAGUCAACCUUUACCGUGUACACAGUGAAGGCUGGGAGAGAGUCUCGCAAGAUAACGUACUCGAGCUCCACCACCAAUACCAGAGUCAGAAGGCCUAGGGAGAUGAACGGGUCAGGAGGGGUGGGUUAGUGACAGAAGAUAAUAUGGUGUUUUGUGGGUUUCAAACAGUGUAACACAAGUACAGUUAAGAGUGCAAGUGGAAGGACCAGGGGUCGAACAUUUGGUCCUAUGUUAAUAUGUUCAUUUCUUUCUUGUAACACAUCAGUUAAACCUGGAAGAAAUUGUGGCGCUUAAUUAGACCCUAGAAAUGCUGAAGUUCUUGAAUCUCUGUAACUGUAUUGUAACCCAUUUACAUUUACCACGGUCUCAUUUUCAUUUAUUUUUCUCGCAAUAUGUUUGUUGAGUAGCUCAGUGCUCGUAUGUCAUUGUGCUGCAGUUCCUCAUGUUUGGUGUGAUAAAUAUUACACAUUGCAUCUUAGUGGCCAUAUCGAGCUAGCCAGCUUUGUCAAAGCACGAGUUCGCUUAAUUACUUCUCACUACAUACAUAACUGUUAAGAACACUUAUAAUAAACUCUGGGAUUGUUUUUGCUA